AUGACCAUGGCGAGCAACAAAGAGUCUGUAGUUAGAAGCGCACCUGCAACAAUGGGAUAUACCGCGUCGUCUGCCUUUUUUGAGGCUCUCUGGGAGGGUGGAGUCAGUCAUGUAUUCGUCAACCUGGGAUCAGAUCAUCCCUCUAUCCUAGAGGCGAUGGUCAAAGGCCAGAGAGAUAAGGAUCGUUUCCCACGAAUUAUCACUUGCCCAAAUGAGAUGGUAGCACUUUCAAUGGCUGAUGGAUAUGCUCGUCUCACUGGGGAGCCCCAAGCGGUCAUUGUACAUGUUGAUGUAGGAACCCAGGGCCUGGGAGCAGCAGUCCAUAACGCCUCAUGCGGUCGAGCUCCCGUGUUGAUUUUCGCCGGUUUAUCGCCAUAUACAAUUGAGGGAGAAGUCCGAGGUUCACGAACCGAGUACAUCCACUGGAUUCAAGACGUGCCUGAUCAGAAACAAAUUGUCGCCCAAUACUGUCGAUACUCGGGCGAAUUGAAGUCAGGCAGGAAUGUGAAGCAGAUGGUGAACCGAGCUCUGCAGUUUGCAACCAGCGACCCCAAGGGACCGGUCUAUCUAGUUGGUGCCCGAGAAGUCAUGGAGGAAGAAAUUCAGCCCUAUCAGUUGAACCAGCAAGUGUGGGGACCUGUGUCCCCGGCUGCCCUCCCAGAAUCUGGUGUCGAGCUUAUCACCUCUGAACUUGCUGCUGCCAAACGACCAUUGGUCGUGGUUGGAUACACCGGUAGAAAUACACAGGCAGUAACAGAGCUGGUGAACUUGGCAAACCACUUCAAGGGAAUCCGAGUUCUGGAUACAGGAGGCAGUGAUAUGUGUUUUCCGGCCAACCAUCCAGGUUGGUUGGGACUUCGAUACCCAGGACAUGAACUUGUCAAAACAGCUGAUUUGAUCUUGGUCGUUGACUGUGAUGUGCCCUGGGUUCCCACUCAAUUCAAGCCCUCUGAAUCAGCCAAAAUCAUUCACAUCGAUGUCGACCCACUCAAGCAACAAAUCCCAGUGUUUUAUAUCAACUCAAUGGCCACUUUCCGGGCCGACUCCUCAACCGCGCUCAAGCAAAUCAAUGACCACAUUGCUAGAAACAGGCAAAUCCAACAAUUCAUCGGCUCCGAAGAAAACAUAGUCAUGGGCCAGCGACGAGAUGAGGAGUAUUUGACUCGCCGAAAAGAGAUCGCCGAUCUAGCCGUCCUGCCAGAGGGUGGAGAUUUGGCCCCCUUGAAUGCCUCAUAUUUGAUGGCUCAAGUUCGCGAUGGGUGUCCCGCAGAUACGAUCUGGGCAAUAGAGUCCGUGACACUCACGCAUCCAAUUUCAGACCAAAUUGCCGCAACUUUGCCGAACUCAUGGAUCAACUGUGGAGGAGGUGGCUUAGGCUGGUCCGGUGGAGGUGCUCUGGGAAUCAAGCUAGCAUCAGAUGUGAAAGCUGGAGGACCGGGCAAGGGUAAAUUCGUUGUCCAAGUCGUCGGUGAUGGUACCUAUCUCUUCUGUGUUCCGGGCUCGGUUUAUUGGAUCUCCCGCCGAUACAAUAUUCCCAUUUUGACCAUCGUGUUGAAUAAUAAGGGGUGGAAUGCGCCACGACGAAGUAUGUUGUUGGUCCACCCGAAUGGUGAUGGUUCCCGUGCCACAAAUGAGGACUUGAAUAUUUCCUUUGUGCCGACACCGGACUAUGCUGGUAUUGCAAAGGCCGCUGCUGGUGGAGAGGUUUGGGCUGGUCGUGCUGCUACAGUGGCAGAAUUAGCGAAGAAGUUGCCAGAGGCUAUUCAAAGCGUGAUGAAUGGUAAGACCGCUGUGUUAGAGGCACAGAUGGAUGGGACUGCUGGGAAGUAUGUUGAGCCCUCAACUUGA
Messenger RNA from Penicillium malachiteum, 1848 nucleotides. RefSeq lists its product as uncharacterized. Gene Ontology annotation, biological process: L-valine biosynthetic process. The coding region runs from base 1 to 1848 and encodes 615 amino acids. The transcript has 4 exons. NCBI's taxonomy places the organism in Eukaryota, Fungi, Ascomycota, Eurotiomycetes, Eurotiales, Aspergillaceae. Gene Ontology annotation, molecular function: thiamine pyrophosphate binding; magnesium ion binding; acetolactate synthase activity. The record is from RefSeq and is a predicted model, not a curated record. Gene Ontology annotation, cellular component: mitochondrion; acetolactate synthase complex.